Talpa occidentalis (Iberian mole) is the source of this 1239-nucleotide messenger RNA. RefSeq names its product TNF receptor superfamily member 25 (gene TNFRSF25). Gene Ontology annotation, biological process: signal transduction. The record is from RefSeq and is a predicted model, not a curated record. NCBI's taxonomy places the organism in Eukaryota, Metazoa, Chordata, Mammalia, Eulipotyphla, Talpidae. The transcript is spliced from 10 exons. Gene Ontology annotation, cellular component: plasma membrane. The coding region runs from base 1 to 1239 and encodes 412 amino acids. Gene Ontology annotation, molecular function: protein binding.
AUGCACGCCCAUAGGAGGGCCCGGCACGGUGCCCAGGCCAUGGAGCCCCGGCCAGGGGGCUGCGUGGCAGUGGUGGCUGCGGUCCUCCUCGUGCUGCUGGGUGCCCAGUGCCAGGGCCGCCCUCCGGGCCCCGGGUGCGACUGCGCCCACCUCCGCCAGAAGAGGGACGAUCCGCGGUGCUGCGGGGGCUGCCCAGCAGGGCACUUCAAAGACGGCUCCCGCAGUUGCACCCCAUGCCGGCCGGGCUCCUUCCUGGCCCAGGAGAACCACCACUUGAGCAGCUGUGCCCGCUGCCGCACCUGUGAUGAGAUGUUCUUCCAGGUGGCCCUGGAGAACUGCUCGGCCGUGGCGGACACGCGCUGCGGCUGCAAGCCCGGCUGGUUCCCAGACUGCUGGGACUGGGGCUGCGCGGACAAGUCAAACUUCAAGUGCCACCCCUGUGUGGACUGCGAGGCCCUGCACCGCCUCCCUCGCGCGUCCUGUUCCCGCACGGAGGCCGAAUGUGGGACGUGCCUGCCUGGCUUCUACGAACAUGCCAACAGCUGCGUGUCCUGCCCCACGAUGACCCUGAGGAGCUGUCCGGAGCCCUGCGUGCCCGUCUGUGGCUGGAGGCAGAUGUUCUGGGUGCAGGUGCUGCUGGCAGGCCUGGUAGUCCCGCUCCUGCUUGGUGCCAUCCUGAUCUAUGCAUACCGCCGCCGCCAGCCUUCCAAGCCCAGGGUGCCUGCCCAGGAAGCUGGGAUGGAGGCUCGGACCCCCCUGCAGGCUACCCAUCUCUCACCCCCCGAGAGCAUCCAUGCCCUUCUGGUGCCACCCAGUGAGAAGGUCUGCACGGCCCACUUGGUGGGGAACGGCUGGGCCCGCUGCUCCCCCCAGGAGGUUCCCUGGGACCAGCCCAGCAGAGUUCUUGGCCCAGCGCCGCUGCCCGCGCCCUCGCCAGCGCCGCCCGCAGGCUCGGGGGCUGCCAUGCUGCAGCCCGGCCCGCAGCUCUACGACGUGGUGGACGCGGUGCCCGCGCGGCGCUGGAAGGAGUUCGUGCGCACGCUGGGGCUGCGCGAGGCCGAGAUCGAGGCCGUGGAGGUGGAGGUGGGCCGCUUCCGAGACCAGCAGUACGAGAUGCUCAAGCGCUGGCGCCAGCAGCAGCCCGCGGGCCUGGGCGCCGUCUACGCGGCGCUGGAGCGCAUGGGGCUGGGCGGCUGCGCCGAGGACCUGCGGAGCCGCCUGCAGCAGCGCGGCCCCUGA